UUCAAACAGAAGACUCCACUCGUGAGUCCGUGACCCCAACUCAAUAUUUCAUCUCUUUCUUUCCUUUUUCUAUAUAGAAAUCAAAAAUUUCAAUGAAAUCUUCUCUGUUGCUUCUACUUAUUCACAGAUUUUUCUUGGAUCUUACUCAUUCACAUGUAGAAUAAUAAUACACUAUUAAUAAAAACCCUGCAUUUCUUACCAAACCCUUACUUUCUGUCUCUACAAUUAACCUUGUCCUCACUCCUCAGGACCUCACAGACAUUGUAAUGGCGGUUAGUCUCAGUAAAUAAGGGAAAGCAUACUUGGAAGGAAUUAUGGAUGGAAAUAAUGAUUCUUCAUGCUUUCAAAUGGUGAAUCCCAGUCUUGAUGAGGAUAAUCGACAUUACUGUAUAGAUGUAUUACCUGUUCUUGAAAAUUCUUCUUUCCCCGCGGUGAUGUUGAACACUAGUUCUCAUGACCAAGACAUCUACAGUGUCUCAGUGGUGCCCAAUGAUGGAAUUACGGUUUCAAAGUGUCCAACAGAACAAGCUUUCAUGAGCUACUUGCAAGUUCCUCAACAGAGCCCGAUGUGUUUGGUUGCAGAGUGGGAUUGCAGGACUUGCAGCAUUUUAGAAUAUUCUGAUUGCAGCUUGGAAGUAGACAUUGAUAACGAAACUACAGAAACACCUAAAACUUAUGAUGGAACUCUUGGGGAGUCGACAGAAAGUGAGGGAGCAUCCGAGAGAGUUUCACGCUGGAUGAAUGGCCUAGAAAUUGGUGGAAAAAUCACACAGGCUCUCAUGAAUCACUUCAGCAUGCAACUGAAGUGCUCCUCGAAAGACAAGUCAAAUCAAGAGAGGGGUCCUGAUACACCUAACAAUAGAUGCGGGAGAUAUAAACGCAGUGCUUCAUUCAACUCGAGAAGAGUUGCUUUUCUUUUCUCAACAUUGUCAAGCAUUGGAACUAUUGUGCUGAUAUAUUUGACGCUCCGAGUGAAGCUGAUAAACGAUGCACUGAUUCAUGAAUAAUGUAUGUUAUUUUGUCGUUUCUCGCUUCGAGCUUUCUCUUUAGUUUUUGAUAUGACUGUCUGUAAUAAAGUUUUCGAUUCCUGUUUUGCUUAUUCCUCAUGUGUACAUAUAUGCUAAACUAUCAGAAUUUCAGAGUUUUCUAUGCAGAGAUCAUAAAUCAAGUAAUACGAAAA
This is a messenger RNA of Papaver somniferum (opium poppy), 1180 nucleotides long. RefSeq lists its product as uncharacterized. The coding region runs from base 315 to 1007 and encodes 230 amino acids. The transcript has 7 exons. Lineage: Eukaryota; Viridiplantae; Streptophyta; Magnoliopsida; Ranunculales; Papaveraceae. The record is from RefSeq and is a predicted model, not a curated record.